AAGAAAAAACCAAAGAACUAAGACAUUGACACUUCACCAUUUUCAUUUUUUCACCAACAUUUAUAUAGUUUCUUGAUAGCUCUUUCAUACAUUUUCUUCUUUAUCUAUCCUAUCUCCUUUACUACCACUUCAUAGAAUCAACAUUAUAAAAUUAGCACAAGUUCGAUUGGUUCUCAACGUUACGAAGUUAGUCAGGUUCAGUUCAGACUAUAACAACAAUAACAAUAACGACGUAUUCUUCUUAAACUUUUGUUCUUUCUUUGUACCAAAAUGGCAACCAAACCUAGUGGCACCACCACAACUCCCACCACCACCACCACCACCACCAUGAAAAAUCAAACAUACAAGCCAAAGGUCAUCCCUUACCGACCAAACCGCCGACACAACCGUCGUCGUCGUUGCAACUGUCGUAGAUGUUUCUGUUUAUGUUGUUUUUGGUCUGUACUCAUCAUUUUCUCCAUUCUUCUUCUUGCUGCUAUUGCUGGUGCUAUUUUCUACGUCCUUUACCACCCUCAACUUCCUUCGUUCGCCAUUUCCUCUCUCAAAAUCUCGCAAUUUAACCUCACUACAACUUCUGACGACACUACAAAACUCACCACAAAAUUCAACAUAACUCUCUCUACCAAAAAUAAAAACAAAAAACUUAUUUACACUUAUGAUCCAAUUGUUCUAACAGCUGAAUCAACAAACCAAAUUGUUCUAGCAAAUGGAAAUUUUCCAGGAUUUAUUAGUAUACCAAAUAAUAUUACUAAUAUACAUUCAACAUUAUCAAUUGUAUCACAAGAUCUUGAUGUGGAUUCAGUUUCAACUUUGAAGUCAGAGCUGAAGACAAAAAAUGGAUUGCCAGUGAAGAUUUUGUUGGAUACAAAAAUGGUUGUGAAAAUGGACAAAUUGAAAAGUAAAAAAGUGGGAAUUAGAAUAACAUGUGAUAAUAUACAUGGACUAAUUCCUAAAGGGAAAAAUCCAACUGUGGCUUCAAUUAUUGAUGCUAAAUGUAAGUUUGAUUUGAGAAUUAAGAUCUUGAGAUGGACUUUCUAGUUAAAACUUCUUUUUCUUUUUUUGGUUUCAACUCAAUUUGGUUUGGGAUUUUUUUUUUUUCCUUUUAUCAAGUGUAAUCAUAUUGUUUCUCUUUAAUAUAUAUAUUUUUGUCUU
Molecule: messenger RNA, 1152 nt
Organism: Nicotiana attenuata
Lineage: Eukaryota; Viridiplantae; Streptophyta; Magnoliopsida; Solanales; Solanaceae
Exons: 1
Coding region: 271-1038 (255 amino acids)
Cellular component (GO): plasma membrane
Source: RefSeq, a predicted model, not a curated record